AUGCUGAAGCAGAUACACUUGAACAUCCCUUUGGUGGACAUGCUCCGUACGGUACCAAAAUAUGCAAAAUAUAUUAAGGAUAUAGUGUCAAAUAAGAGGAAGUUAACUAAGUUUGAGAUCGUCGCACUUACUAAGGAGUGCAUUUCCAGGAUUCAAUAUAUGCUUCCACAAAAGCUUAAGGAUACAGGAGCUCCGAUACCCACCACGGUGAUGCUACAGUCAGCUGAUAGAUCUUAUGUUUAUCCUGAGGGGGUACUUGAGGACGUUUUGCUGCAAAUUGGGAAGUUUAUUUUCCCUGCAGAUUUUAUCAUCCUAGACUACGAGCUGAUGAGUUAG
Molecule: messenger RNA, 336 nt
Organism: Nicotiana attenuata
Lineage: Eukaryota; Viridiplantae; Streptophyta; Magnoliopsida; Solanales; Solanaceae
Exons: 2
Coding region: 1-336 (111 amino acids)
Source: RefSeq, a predicted model, not a curated record